CUUUCUGGAACGCGCGGCGCCCGCCGUCUGCGCGGCCCGAGUCGUUCCGGAAAGUGCCGAAGCCGGAGCCGGCGCCCGGCGGACAGCCCGGCGGGCGGCACAGCGCGCCUGCGCAGAGGCGAGGAGGCGCCGGUUGGUGGCCGGUGCUCCGCAGUGGCACAGAGGCGGCGGCGGCCGGUCCCAGCAGCGCAGCGCGGCGGUCGCAGGGCGGCGGGGAGCACCCAGCGCAGUCAUGUCUGUGGUCGGCAUCGACCUCGGCUUCCUCAACUGCUACAUCGGCGUGGCGCGGAGCGGCGGCAUCGAGACCAUCGCUAACGAGUACAGCGACCGCUGCACCCCAGCAUGUAUAUCUCUAGGAUCCAAGACGCGGGCCAUUGGGAAUGCAGCGAAGAGCCAGAUCGUUACAAAUGUAAAAAAUACAUUGCAUGGCUUCAAAAAGCUGCAUGGAAGAGCAUUUGAAGAUCCCUACAUACAAGCUGAAAGGGCCAAACUUCCUUAUGAACUUCAGAAGAUGCCGAAUGGCUCUGUAGGAGUAAAGGUGAGAUACCUGGAUGAAGAGAGGCUGUUUGCAGUAGAACAAAUUACGGGAAUGUUACUGGCCAAACUUAAAGAGACUUCAGAAAGUGCUCUGAAGAAACCAGUGGCAGACUGUGUUAUUUCAGUACCAAGUUUUUUCACUGACACGGAGAGAAGGUCUGUAAUGGCAGCUGCUCAGAUUGCAGGAUUAAAUUGUCUGAAGCUAAUGAAUGAAACUACAGCAGUUGCACUAGCCUAUGGGAUAUACAAGCAAGAUCUGCCAGCCUUGGAAGAGAAGCCAAGGAACGUGGUCUUUGUAGACAUGGGGCAUUCUGCGUAUCAGGUUUCAAUCUGUGCUUUUAACAAGGGAAAACUGAAGGUCUUAGCUACUACCUUCGACCCUUUCUUAGGUGGCAGGAAUUUUGACGAGGCUUUGGUAGACUACUUCUCUGAAGAAUUUAGGACAAAAUACAAACUGAAUGUAAAAGAGAAUCCCCGAGCACUGCUCAGAUUGUAUCAGGAAUGUGAAAAACUAAAGAAGCUUAUGAGUGCAAAUGCUUCUGACCUUCCACUGAAUAUUGAGUGCUUCAUGAAUGACCUUGAUGUCUCCAGUAAGAUGAACAGAGCUCAGUUUGAGCAGUUGUGUGCUGCCCUUCUGUCCCGUGUGGAGCCUCCUCUAAGAGCAGCCAUGGAACAAGCUAAACUUCAGCGUGAAGAUAUCUACGGUAUAGAAAUAGUCGGUGGGGCUACUAGAAUUCCAGCAGUGAAGGAACAGAUCUCUAACUUUUUCUGUAAAGAAAUAAGCACCACACUAAAUGCUGAUGAAGCUGUUGCAAGAGGCUGUGCCUUGCAGUGUGCAAUUCUUUCCCCAGCUUUUAAAGUGCGGGAAUUUUCCAUCACUGAUGUUGUUCCAUAUUCCAUAACUUUGAGAUGGAAAUCAUCUUACGAAGAAGGAACAGGGGAAUGUGAAGUCUUCAGUAAGAACCAUGCUGCUCCGUUCUCAAAAGUAAUUACUUUUCACAAGAAAGAGCCUUUUGACCUGGAAGCUUUCUACACCCAUCCGCAUGAAGUGCCUUAUCCUGAUUCCAGAAUAGGGCGUUUCACUAUUCAAAAUGUUGGUCCCCAGCAUGAUGGCGACAACUCCAAAGUGAAAGUUAAAGUGCGUGUCAAUAUUCAUGGCCUUUUCAGCGUAGCUAAUGCUUCUAUAAUAGAAAAGCAGAACAUUGAGGGAGAUCACAGUGAUGCACCGAUGGAUACUGAGUCAUCAAUUAAGAAUCAGGGCAGAGAGGAUGAGCUGGAUAAAAUGCAGAUUGAUCAAGAUGAAGGUGUUCAGAAAAGUCAAGCUGAACAGCAGAGCCAAGCAGAUGAGGAAACCGAAAACGCAGGAAUUGAAACAAAGGCUUCUUCUGGAGACAAGCAAGAUCAUCCAAGCCUGCCGAGGGCUAAAACAAAAGUUAAGAGUAUUGACCUACCUAUCCAAGCAAGCCUCUAUAGGCAACUGGGACAAGAUCUUAUCAAUUGUUAUAUAGAAAAUGAGGGUAAAAUGAUAAUGCAGGAUAAGCUGGAGAAGGAGAGGAAUGAUGCUAAGAAUGCAGUAGAAGAAUAUGUGUAUGACUUCAGAGACAAACUGUGUGGAGUCUUUGAGAAGUUCAUCACUGAAGAAGAUACAAACAAGCUGACCUUGAUGUUGGAAGACACAGAAAACUGGCUUUAUGAAGAUGGAGAGGACCAGCCAAAGCAAGUCUACAUGGAUAAACUUCAGGAACUAAGAAAAUUUGGACAGCCUAUUCAGGAAAGGUACAUGGAACAUGAGGAGAGACCAAAAGUUUUAAAUGAACUGGGGAAGAAGAUUCAGCUCCUUAUGAAAGCAGUAGAAGCGUACAAAAAUAAGGAUGAAAAAUAUGAUCACCUAGAUCCUGCUGAGAUGGAAAAAGUUGAAAAAUACAUUAGUGAGGCUAUGAACUGGUUGAACACCAAAAUGAAUGCACAGAACAAACUAAGUCUAACUCAAGAUCCCAUUGUCAAAGUGGCAGAAAUAAUGUCAAAAUCAAAGGAGUUGGAUAGCUUCUGUAAUCCUAUUAUAUACAAGCCCAAACCGAAGAUAGAACCUCCCAAUGAUGGGCAGUCAAAAGCUAAUGGUGAACACAAUGGACCAGUGAAUGGACAGAGCAGUACUGAAACAGGACCUGAUCCAGCGAAGGACAAUUCUCAGCAGACCAAACCAUCUGGAGAAAUGGAAGUGGACUAAAUAUUGCAUUUCUGUUACUUAAAUAGUGCACAGGGUCCAUUCUUUUGGUACACACCUCAGAUGUUCAGUUAUUCUUAGCCAACCUUCUGUCAUUUGUUGCUGAGUAGUUUUGGAAGUGUUUCAUAUUAAGUACACCUCUGAUGUUUGUUUCCACUGAUGCUGCUUAUGUGGAGCUUUAGCCAAAUGUAGAUUGUAUAAGUCAGUUUAAGCUUUCCCAAUAUAUUUUAUAUCAAAACAUACAGAAUUGAUAUAUAAAUGGCAACAAUCUACCUUAUUUAAAGCUUUUAUUGUGGAUAAACCUCAGCUCCUUUAUUCAGGAAAGGAUACUGUAUUGCACUACUGAUGCUCAAGUGUAGAUCUGAUUGCAUCUUUAUUUUGGAAAAAUAUUGGAAUUGAAGUGGCAACACUUGUCACUUGAAGCACUGACCUUUUCUAGUUAUUGUAUUGUUAUAAUUUAAAUAUUAAAAUAGAGGUUAGUUGGCAUACUAGUCCAUCUUGUUGAUGUACCAUGACAACUGUAUGGUCUCCUUCAUAUAAACUAAUACAAGCAUAAACAUUUUUUUAGAUUCCCAUACCACUAAUAAUCUUAGUUAGAAAAUACCAGCAUAAUGGCUCUGCCAUUUGCUGAAAUUAAGUGAAUGGUCUCAUUGCACAUUGCUGUACAUAAUGGACUGUGCUUAUAGGAUGAUGCUAAUGAUAAUAGUAUCAAGUGGUAGAAUAUACAAGGACCUGCAUAGCUUUCCCUUGAAAAUGUCUUGCUGCACAUGUUACCCUUUCCACUUGGUUUGUUUUGAAUGAAAUCUACAUCUUGAUUGCAUAUCAUGCUGGGGAUGAGAAACAGCAGAAAUUGUGCUGUGUGAGCUGGAUUUUGGCCUAAUGUUGAGGUUGCUUAAAUGCUGUCUAUUGCAAACUUGAAAAAAUACUAAGCGCUUAUUUAAGCCAUGGUACUUGGCAUUUUGAUCCUUUUGAUCAAGGAUCUAAACAGAAGAGUAUGCAAACUGGAUAUUACUACUCUAAGGAUAAAAAUCUACUUGAUGAAUUUGCAUAGCUUAUCAGUUAUCCUUGCUCAUUUACUUGAUCUAAUGGAAGUGUCUAUUAUGUAUUAUACAGCUGAGUCACUAGUUUCUUUGAUCUGUCUUGGACGUCAUCAAGAUCCAGUGUACAUUCAUAUAUACUGAAUGUUUCAAGCCAGUCACAGUGGUACUGUAGCACUUGUUAAAACAAGCCAGUUUUCUUUUGCUUGGAACAACUCUGUUACCAGAAUAGAAAUGCACUACUUUAUGGAAAAUGGUUUUUAGCCAAGUUAGCAUAAUUGACUGGGAUGAGUUGCAGUGUAACACUUCAGUGACUCGAACUUUGUUGCAGAAACAGAUAUAACUGUUAAGGCAUCACAUAACCUCGCUGCUGCUGUAAGCAAGCAAAGGUCGUGCUCUUGCUUGCAGUUCUGGCAGCCGUUUUAUUUUCCACCAUGCCCUUGAUAUUUCACCACUGUUCCUGCUGUGGCCUCUGGCUCAGUCUGUGGCUGAUAGAGGUGAGAGGUACUUGGCACCAUCAUCACAGAAAAAGGAAGCAUCAUAUACAGCUACUAAACUAACUCGAGUGCUAGAGUCGUACCUUCAUGAGUGACACAAGUGACUGACACAUAAACAGCUCCCCUAACACUGUUUACAUAUUGGAAGCCUUUGAACAAAAAUGGAAUGGUGUUGAACUGUAGCUGCUCUGCAAUCUCAGUCUUGAUUUCCUCUGAUGUAAUUUACACGUUUGGCACCAGAGUGGUGAAUGUACUUCGGUGCCAGUUGUCCCUAGUGUAAGUCAGUAUGUGACUGGGCAAACUUUGGUCCUGUAGGCUUUAACAUGAAUAUCUUAAUGGCUUUUCCACAGUAAUGACUAGCAUUCUUAAGUACUGGCUUUCUAAAACCCAUCUGAAGAUUGUUUUGUCAAGUAGACCUGCUGAUACCUGGCAGGUGAAGAGCUUAGACAGUGGGAAUCUUCCGUGCGAGCUCUUCAAGAACUGGAGAUGGAAAUGUCAUAUGUAAGAAAAAAAUCUUUAUUAUGCUCUUGAUGGUUAGAUGUUCAAUACAGUAUUAUAGGUGGUGGAAACCUUCUUUAAACAUGAAGGACAGAGUAAUUCUACAGCUGCUUAUUGUGUUAAGCUUAAAAGCAGGCAUAGAAAAGAGUCUUACUAAAGUUUUAUUAAUAAAAUAGUGAAGGUUUUCGCCAUGUAUCUGCUCUGUCUCUAGAUCCCUGUGGAGAGCUGCCUGCACUCAGCAGGUAGCAACUGGCUGCUGGUCACAAAGUAUGUGUUACAAAUCCCAUUUGUAAGAGCAAACUUGUUCAUACUACAGUGAAGGUAAAAUUAGCAUGUUAACAUGUGACUUGUUAAUCUGUAAUCCGUUAUGAAGAGAAAAACUUCACCAGAACUCAAACAUAGGAUUCGCUACUGCUAGAACCCAUAGGAUUCUCUACUACUAGAACCAUACACAACUUGAACAAGAGGUUUUGCAUGCUGGACUCAAGUGAGUUACCUUGUGGCCUCCCUGGCGGCUCCAGAAUGAAUAUCUUCCAAUGUAACACAACUGUGGUGACUGACAAUAGCGUGUUAUCUUGUGUCUUGUAACAGCUAUUUAUUGCUUACAUCUUUUUUCAUACCUAUUAAUCUUCUGAGAAAACAUACAUCUAAUGUUUGAAAGUGUUCCCUCCAUCUCAUAACAAAACAAACAAAAAAACCAGGAAGCAGCACCGUAAUGGCAAUAGAUUUUUUUUUUUGAGUGGAGGAAAAAAAAAGUCUUCAACUUAUAUAAAAAUCAGUUAUUAAAGAGCAGAACUAUUUCCUUGUGUUUUUCUAGGAUGACCUUUCCUCUUUAACAAGCACCAGUUCUUAUCCCUGCUUGAGCAUUAAUGUCCUUGCUUAACAAACAGCUUUAACAUUGCUUUAACACACAGACUUGCUAGUAACUAUUUUAAAACUGCUUCAUGGCUUGGUUUGCAUGUGUAGCAGGUUUUUUUUGCCAUCACUUAAGCUUUUAUAUCUUCUUUUUAAUCUGACAAAGGAGUUUUAAUAUGGUACACCUGUCUUCCUUGUUUAGUUACUGAUUUGGCUGUGGAUGUCUGAAUUUGAAUGAAGAAUCCUCUCCCUUACCAUUUGAUAGUGCCCUCCUCUUACUAUUUAAAUGCUGCCUUUGGAACAUGCUUAUAAAACAUCAGUAGGCAGUUGGGGCUGAAAUCCUGCAAGCCCUUUGGGUGAAACAUGUAAUGCAAGUUGGAGCUGGGGCUUCACAGGCUUGUGCCCUGUCUGGAGGGGCAGCACUGGGGGGCAGCUGCUGUUACUGACCUGUUCCUUCUGAGGUGAACAGGUCUACACUGACACCAUGCAGUGUGCCUGGUGCCAUUCAGACGGUACCUUUGCUGACCUUGCUUUCAGGGCAUAGUACAAAGGUUUUGUUUGUUCUACUUAAUAGUGAAAGCUGUUAAAUCUAAGCAUACAAACUGUCAGUUGCCUUUAUAUCCGCAGAAUUUGAAAUUAUUUCAUUUUUUGAAACAUCUCAAUAUGUUGAGCUCCUAUUUCUGCUAUAGCUUCUUCCUGUUAAUGUCUUCUCAAAUAUUCCAUAUGAAAAUGUUUUUUGGUUUUUUUCUUUUUUUCCUGUGAGGAUUAUGCUUAAGCAUAAUGUUAGGGAACGGGCUAAGAAAUAGAGACUUUUUUCCUAGGUCUUUGUUGGCAUAGGUAUUACUAAGAAGUUAACAGCUUAGUACUCUGGUUGUCCAUUCAGUGUGAUUACCUGACACCAGUUCUCAGAACCACAAAACCAUGUUCCAGGUACACUGCAUUUUCUGGUUUGGAGUACCUUCCUUGUUAUAGGAAGAGAAGCUCAGUGCAGUUCCUGUAUAGAAGCUUCAGCAUGACCCUCAUUCUCCAAAACAGGGCUUUGAUUGUUGCGUUACUACAUGGCAGUGCUUCAGUGGGCUGAUACAGAGGCCCACUGGAACUGAACUCUAGAUGACCAAACUUGAGUGGUGAAUCAAUAUAGUUGCUAGAAAUACUAAACGCUUACGUUACCUGCUGCUAUCUACACGUUUUCUUGAAACUGGAUGAAAGAAUACUGUUUCACUACCAUUCUCAUUAUUCUACCUUCUUUUUUAGCCUUUGGAGCAUCAGAAAACAGAGGUAGGAAAAAAAUGCAUUGCUUAAUAAAAGCCAUUGACAGCCUUGUAAAUUUUCAUUUCAACUCCAUUAUAGUAUUUGGAGUGGAAAUAAAAAUUCCUGACACACUAGAAAUUGCGUGCUAGCUGACUCCUAUGUGCACACUUAGUUCACUCCAGUUGACCUUGAGGAUAUCAACCAGCUACCAUACAUGUAAGCAACAAGUGAACGCAAUUGAAUGGGACUGUUGGUGCUACGGCAGGAAUUGGCUCAUAAAAUUUACAUGACAGUUGUUAAACGCCAUUUUCUGUCUUCCUUAUGAGAGGAAAACACAUGAAAGUGAAAAGCAGAAAUCACUGCAGUGUGAUACAUGAGGAGUAAUUUAAAUAAAAUGCGGUUAAUGCCCACCAGCCACCCUCAUAAAGUGCUCAAAUGGUUUAAUUAAGUUAGUUGAAAAGGAGUUAGUUACUGAAUGUUGCAUAGUGGGAAAAGUUUGUUUACAUAUUUGGAACAUAUUUCCACAGGAUGGGGGGGAAGAGAUGGGGAUGUUAGAAUUAAAGGCAGUGUUAAGUAUGCAAAAUGUUUACUAUGUAUGUAAAUGGGAUCCUGAUUAGUGACAGAUCAUGUGCAAAUUGACAAUACUCAAUUUAUUUUUGAAUGGCAAUAUAGAUUGUCAAGGUUGUGUAUAAUGAUAAUAAAUAUAUAAAACGCUACUUGAAACAUAAA
Messenger RNA from Coturnix japonica (Japanese quail), 7628 nucleotides. It is a transcript of the gene HSPA4L, whose product is annotated as heat shock protein family A (Hsp70) member 4 like. Gene Ontology annotation, biological process: protein folding. The record is from RefSeq and is a predicted model, not a curated record. Gene Ontology annotation, molecular function: ATP binding; ATP-dependent protein folding chaperone. NCBI's taxonomy places the organism in Eukaryota, Metazoa, Chordata, Aves, Galliformes, Phasianidae. Gene Ontology annotation, cellular component: nucleus; cytosol.